ACGGUCAGUAAAUACAACUCUCAGUACCACAAACUGUUCCAGAUCGUCCCCCCAGAGGAGAUCCUGAUGAAAGUGUACUCGUGUGCGUUGUUGAGAGACAUCCUGCUGCAGGGGCGACUCUACAUCUCCAGGAACUGGUUGUGUUUCUAUGCGAACCUGUUUGGUAAAGACAUCAAGGUUUGUAUUCCCGUGGUUUCAGUUCGUCUGGUGAAGAAGCACAAAACCGCCGGUCUGGUGCCGAACGGACUCGCCAUCACCAUGGACACUGGACAGAAGUAUGUCUUUGUGUCCCUGCUGUCCAGAGACAGUGUCUAUGACGUCCUGCGGAGGAUCUGCACUCACCUGCAGGUCACGUGUGCUUCGUGAAGACAGGUGAGCGUCCUCUCUGUCUGUCUCUGUCAGGACGAGUAUCCAGAGGUGUUGAAGUGGAGGAGGAAACCGUCGCUUCCCGCCGUCUCCUCGUCCCUCCCAGACCUGCUGGGAAACUCCUCCCCCAGCCUUGCCGCCGACACGCCCUUCAGCACGCACACGCUCACGCUGACCGACAGCAGCCUGGAGACCGAGAAGAUCCUGCUGACAGAACCGGUUCCUGAACUGGGUCACGUGGAGUACCAGCUGCUCAAACUCUUCAUCCUGCUUGUCUUCCUGCUGGUCCUCUCCUCCUGUUAUCUGGCCUUCAGAGUCUGUCGUCUGGAGCAGCAGCUCAGUUUCCUGAGCAGCCAGCCGACGCCGAGAGAAAGGUGCGGAGAGGUGCCCUGUUGGCUGGCCAAUCAGAGGACAGGGACCUGACACCGCAGCCAAUCAGAAUGAAGAAGUAAAAUCUGCACUUACAUAGACUUGUCAUUAGGGGGUGACGGUGAGAGGAGACAGACGAGCGGAGCGGCCGUCAGCAGCUGACCUGUGACCCCGCCGUGACCUGGUUACCAUAGAGACGUCACAGUAGUCAAACAGUAGUCUGACCUCUGACCUUUGACCUCUGAGGCUGAAGAAACAACCAGAGACUGAACACAGCGUCCGACUCUCACCGAUGAAGAAUCCGUUCCAGUGACGGAGCUGAAGCGUUUCGCUUCCGUGUUUUCCAUCGUGCUCCUGAACGUCACACAGCGAAGCUCUGUGAUUGGACGGUUCAAACUGUGUCGCUGUGUUUCUGAAGCUGUGAAUGAAUCCAGUUUUUAAUAAACUCACUGAUCUGAAGUACAAA
This is a messenger RNA of Paralichthys olivaceus (Japanese flounder), 1201 nucleotides long. The record is from RefSeq and is a predicted model, not a curated record. NCBI's taxonomy places the organism in Eukaryota, Metazoa, Chordata, Actinopteri, Pleuronectiformes, Paralichthyidae.